Molecule: messenger RNA, 4503 nt
Organism: Saccostrea echinata
Lineage: Eukaryota; Metazoa; Mollusca; Bivalvia; Ostreida; Ostreidae
Product: deleted in malignant brain tumors 1 protein-like
Exons: 28
Coding region: 10-4503 (1497 amino acids)
Cellular component (GO): membrane
Source: RefSeq, a predicted model, not a curated record
UUCAGUAUCAUGGAUAUUUGUAAACUACUGGUGUUUGCACUCUCAAUUGUUGCAGUUGAAAAUCAGAGUACUAUCUCUAUAAGUACUCUCUCAGUAAGAGAACUGAGUGAGGUGGUUAGAGCCCACAAUACAGAAAUCAAGUUGAUGAAACAACAAAUUCUAAACCAACAGCAAUUAAUUGAGAGUUUGCAGAAACAAGUUGAAGCAGGGAGUGCAAAACCGAAAAUUCGACUUGUGAAUGGAAAUUCUUCAAGAGAAGGAAGGGUUGAGGUCUACAAGGAUGGAGUGUGGGGAACAGUGUGUGAUGAUAACUGGGACUUUAAUGAAGCCAAUGUAGUCUGUAAACAACUAUUCGGAUUAGUGGGAAUCCCGUAUAGCAGUGCAUACUUUGGACGUGGGACUGGUUUGAUACUGAUGGAUGAUGUCAGAUGUAGCGGAACAGAGAAUUCCCUACUGGAUUGCAGACAUACAAAUAAUUUAAAUCAGAACUGUGGUCACAGCCAAGAUGCAGGUGUUAUUUGUAUGAAAGCACCCCCUGUUCGACUUUCGAAACAAAAAGACUUUCAAGGAAGAGUGGAAGUUUAUAAGAACAAUAGAUGGGGGACAAUAUGUGACAGAAACUGGGAUUACAAGGACGCUAGCGUCAUUUGUAGAUCUCUGGGAUACAGCGAACAAGGACUAGUUGUCGCUAAAACAGUAUUUAGAGGAGGAAGUGGCACGAUUCAUUUAAAUAAUGUACAAUGUAGUGGCAAAGAAACUGGUUUGUCUGGCUGUUCAUAUUCAGAAACACACAGCUGCAGUCACUCUGAAGAUGCUGGUGCUAUAUGUAUUCUACCAAGUCAAUCCAUCAGAUUGCGUAACGGAAAGUCUGCAAAUGAAGGGAUUAUUGAGGUGUCGAUCAAUGGUGUGUGGGGAGCUGUGUGUGAUACAGCGUGGGAUAAUCAAAAUGCUAAAGUUGCCUGUCGAUCUCUAGGAUACUCUGGAGGUGUGGCUAUCACUUCAUCCGUGUUUGGAAAGGGGAAUACAAAAAUAUGGUUAGAUGGCAUUAAUUGUGGAGGACAUGAAAAUUCCUUGUUAGAGUGUACACAAUCAGUUGUGGGAUCAAGUACCUGCGAUGAUAGUCGAAAUGCCGCAGUUGUCUGUUAUAAUGUAGGAAACGAUAUUGUUAGAUUGGUAAAUGGUAGUUCUGAACAUGAAGGUCGAGUUGAGGUAUCGAUAGAUGGUCAAUGGAGAAGUGUUUGUAUAACAUCAAGGGACAAAAAUUACGCUGAUGUGACUUGCAGAAGUCUUGGCAACUCAGGGGGUUUUCCUGUAUCAUCGAAUUUAUUUGGAAAGGGCAGUGGAAAAGUGUGGUUGAAUAACAUUGCUUGUAGUGGAAACGAAGAUUCCUUGCUUUUAUGUUCGCAUUCAGUCAUUGAAUCCAGCAACUUUAACUGUACUAACAGUAGAGAGGUCGACAUCAUUUGUUACAAUAUAGAAAAUGAUUCAAUUAGAAUUGUAAAUGGUAGCUCUGUUGAAGAGGGUCGAGUUGAAGUGUUGAUUAAUGGCCAGUGGGGAAGUGUAUGUGAUAAUGGAUGGAGUAAAAGUGAUGCUGAUGUUACUUGUAAAAGUCUUGGAUAUGCAGGAGGUCUACCCGUUUCAUCCUCUGUCUUCGGAGAAGGCAGUGGCCAGGUAUGGUUAGACAGAGUAAAUUGCUAUGGAAACAAGAAGUUCCUUUUAGAGUGCUCACAAUCAGUGAUUGGAUCCAGCACUUGUCGUUUUGGUAAUACAGCUGGAGUGGUUUGUUACCACACAAGAAAUGAUUCAGUUAGAAUAGUAAAUGGAAGCACUGUUCAUGAGGGUCGAGUAGAGGUUCUGAUAAAUGGUCAAUGGAGAAGUAUAUGCGACAGAGGAUGGGGCAAAAGUGAUGCUCAAGUGACUUGCAGAAGUCUUGGAUAUUCAAGAGGUAUUCCUGCCGCGUCUUCUGCGUUUGGAGAGAGUCCUGCCCAGAUAUGGAUGUUUAACAGCAUUUACUGCAGAGGAUAUGAACAGUCUCUACUAGGCUGCACAAAAUCAGUAAUUGGGUCUAGCGUGUGUACUUCUGGUAGAAAUGCUGGAGUCGUUUGUUAUCAAACUAGAAAUGAUUCAGUAAGAAUUGUAAAUGGUAGUUCUGAGUACGAAGGUCGAGUUGAAGUUUUGAUAAAUGAACAGUGGAGGAGUAUUUGUGAUAAAGGGUGGGAUAAAAAUGAUGCUGAUGUGACUUGUAAAAGUAUUGGAUAUUCAGGAGGUCUCCCUGUUUCUUCAACUGUUUUUGGAGAGGGACCUGAAACAACAUGGAUGUUGUCCAGUGGAAAUUGUCAUGGAGGAGAACCUUCAUUAUUUGGAUGUAUUCAGUCAGUAAUUGGAUUUAACAGUUGCAGUAAUGGUGGACACGCUGGAGUGGUUUGUUACAACAGUGGAAAUGAUUCAGUCAGACUAGUUAAUGGUAGCUCUGCAGAUGAAGGCCGGGUCGAAGUUAUAAUAAAUGGUGAAUGGCAAAAUGUUUGUGACAGAGGAUGGGACAAAGACGCUGCUGAUGUGACUUGUAAAAGUUUCGGAUAUUCGGGAGGACUCCCGGUCUUAUCUUCUUUGUUUGGGGAAGGCGGUGGUGAAAUAUGGUUGAGUGGCAUAAAUUGUAACGGUAGGGAAGAUUCCUUGCUGAAGUGUCGAUAUGCUACAAUUGGAUCAAGCAGCUGUAGUGGUGGGGCUGCCGGAGUUGUUUGUUACCAUACAGAAAAUGAAUUAGUAAGGAUGGUGAGUGGUAUCUCUGUACAGGAAGGGCGAGUGGAGAUUUUCAUAAAUGGACAAUGGCGAAGUGUGUGCAACAAUCUGUGGGACACAAAUGAUGCUAAUGUGACCUGUAGAGGUCUGGGGUAUUCAGGAGGAAUCCCGGCUUUAUCAACUUCAUCCUCUGUGUUUGGGGAGACAAAAAGCCAAAUGGUUGUGAGCAACAUUAACUGUAAUGGAAAUGAAGAUUCUUUGAUCGAAUGUGUACGAUCCGUAAGUGGAUCCACCGUCUGUAACAAUAGAAGAAACGCAGGAGUCGUUUGUUACCACAGAGCAAAUGAUUCAGUAAGAAUUGUUAAUGGUAGUUCUGAGUACGAAGGUCGAGUUGAAGUUUUGAUAAAUGAACAGUGGAGGAGUAUUUGUGAUAACGGAUGGGAUAAAAAUGAUGCCGAUGUGACUUGUAAAAGUAUUGGAUAUUCAGGAGGUCUCCCAGUUUCUUCAGCUGUUUUCGGAGAAGGACCUGAAACAAUAUGGAUGUUAUCCAGUGGAAAUUGCCAAGGACAUGAACCUUCAUUAUUGGGAUGUAUUCAGUCAGUAAUUGGAUCUAAUAGUUGCAGUAAUGGUGGACACGCUGGAGUCGUUUGUUACCAUACUGGAAAUGAUUCAGUCAGAAUUGUUAAUGGUAGCUCUGUAGACGAAGGUCGGGUCGAGGUUUUGAUAAAUGGUGAAUGGCAGAAUGUCUGUGACAAAGGAUGGGACAAAGACGCUGCUGAUGUGACUUGUAAAAGUUUUGGAUAUUCGGGAGGACUACCGGUCUUAUCUUCUCUGUUUGGAGAAGGCGUCGGUGAAAUAUGGGUGAGUGGUAUAAAUUGUAACGGAAGGGAAGAUUCCUUGCUGAAGUGUCGACAAGCUACAAUUGGAUCAAGCCGCUGUAGUGGUGGGGCUGCCGGAGUUGUUUGCUACCAUACAGAAAAUGAAUUAGUAAGGAUGGUAAGUGGUAGCUCUGUACAUGAAGGUCGAGUGGAAGUUUUAAUCGAUGGACAAUGGCGAAGCGUGUGCAAUAAUGUGUGGGACAGAGAUGAUGCUAAUGUGACUUGUAGAGGACUAGGGUAUUCAGGAGGAAUCCCGGCUUUAUCAAGUUCAUCCUCUGUGUUUGGGGAGACAAAAGGCCAAAUGGUUGUGAGCAACAUUAACUGUAAUGGAAAUGAAGAUUCUUUGAUCAAAUGUGUACGAUCCAUAAGUAGAUCCACCGUCUGUAACAAUGGUAGACACGCAGGAGUCGUUUGUUACCACAGAGCAAAUGACAUAUUCAGAAUAGAAAAAGAAAAUUCUACUACGAAUUACACCUUAGUCAACCCAAGGGUGCUUAUUAAAGGUAUUUGGAUUGGAUUUUGUAAAGACAAGUGGGAUGAUAUGGAAGCAAGAGUCAUCUGCAGAGGUCUUGGCUACUCUGGCUAUGCUAGUUUGGUAAACCGUAGACGAGAUGGGAAUACAUUUGGCGAACUGUAUGUAAAAGGUUUUAAGUGUACUGGAGCGGAAAGAACAUUAGCUGGAUGUAAAUUUGGAUCCAUCGGUCUAGGAGAUUGUAGUAAGACUGGUUCUAUAGAAGUGGAAUGUGAUACUGAUGUGAGAACAUCCAAAUCAGACCACAUACUAGUAAAUUCUUCAUCUCUCAGAAGCCUUCUGCAAAUCAACAUUAUUUAUUCCUCCUUGUCUCUAGUACAUAUUCUCCAGGAAAUUUCGUUGGAAACUGGAUAA